CAUUAAAAAAUCUGACGUUGUCGUAAGAGCCGAAUCCUGCAGCCGUGAAGUGUGGCGUUUUGCCCCUUUCUUUUCCUCACGGAAGUAGACGCUGACUCAAAAGUAACACCUCCAACCUCCUUCAACUCUCUCUCUCUCUCUCUCUCUCUCUCUCUCUCUAAACUCCCAAUCAGCAUCUUCUUCGAUCUUCCUUGCCCGUUUCCCGAAUCUCAGCUGAAUAGCCAGACAUGGGCUGCACCCAGUCCAAGAUCGAGAACGAAGAAGCGGUCUCCCGCUGCAAAGAUCGCAAGCUCUUCAUGAAACAAGCCGUCUCCUUUCGUAACGCCUUCGCCGCCGCCCACUCCUCCUACGCCAUCUACUUGAAGAACACCGGCGCCGCCUUAAGCGACUACGCCCAGGGCGAGGUGCUCGGUCCAUACCCCCAGCCCAAUUUGCCCUCCUCCGCCACCCUCGGCCCCCCCGCCCCGCCUCCUUUUGUCGAUAAUCUUCCUCCACCUCCGCCGCUUCCUAGCUUCUCCGGCUCCCCUCUACAGCGCGCCGCCAGCAUGCCCGAGAUCAAACCCGAACCGAAGCCCCUGCCCAAGUCCAAGACCAAGCCCAAGCCCAUCAUCGAGGAGGACGAGGACGAUGAGGUGAUUGAGAGCGAGAGCUUGAGGCGGAGGAGCAGGAGCAGCCGGGGUAAAAGAGGGGUUGUGGAGAAAGAUCACAAUUCGGAUGGUCCACCGCCAGUUUCAUCUCCGGCGCCGCCGGUUUCGGUGGAGAGCCGGAUGGUGCCGCCGUUGCCACAGCAUCAGGACAGCCCUUUUGACUACUUUUUCUCAGUGGAUAAUAUGCCGGCGUCGACGUUGGCAGACGCCGAAGAGAUUGAGCGAAAGGUGUACGACGAAAGGCCGCCAACGAGAGUAGAGAGUAUUGAAGAAGAGGAGGAGUUGGACGAAAGUCCGAAGAGAGUGGAAAAGGAUGAAGAGGAAGAGGUGGAGAGGAGUUCGAAAGUCGAGGAGGUGGUAAUGGAGCCGCCGCCUGCGGUGGCGGAGGUGGUGCCCGGGGGGUCCACUGGAAAUAGCCCGAAGAAGCCGAAGGCGGCGGGAUCAAAGGGGACUGUGAAUUUGGUGCAGAUAUUUGGGGAGCUUGAUGACCAUUUUCUCAAGGCUUCGGAGAGUGCCCAUGAUGUUUCCAAGAUGUUGGAGGCCACGCGGCUCCACUAUCACUCCAAUUUUGCUGAUAAUCGAGGGCAUAUUGAUCACUCUGCUAGACUGAUGCGUGUUAUUACAUGGAAUCGGUCUUUUCGAGGAUUGACGAAUGUGGAUGAGGGCAAGGAUGACUUCGACUUGGAAGAGCACGAAACUCACGCUACCAUCUUGGAUAAAUUGUUGGCGUGGGAGAAAAAGCUAUACGAUGAAGUCAAGGCAGGUGAGCUUAUGAAAUUUGAGUACCAAAAGAAGGUUGCCUCGCUGAACAGGGUGAAGAAACGGGGUACUAACUCCGAAGCAUUGGAGAAGGCAAAAGCAGCUGUAAGUCAUCUGCAUACAAGAUACAUUGUCGACAUGCAGUCCAUGGAUUCAACAGUAGCAGAGAUAAACUCAUUACGAGACGAACAGUUGUACCCAAAACUUGUUCAGCUUGUUGAGGGGAUGGCAAGUAUGUGGGAAACAAUGCGAGCUCACCAUAAGAGCCAAUCGAAUAUUGCAACAGAACUCAGGUUGUUGGACCUCUCCCAAUGUCCCAAGCACACAAGUGAGCAUCACCAUGAGCGCACGAUACAGCUGUUUGGUGUUGUGCAAGUGUGGCACGCUGAGUUUGUGAAGCUUGUGAGUCAACAAAAGGAGUACAUAAAGGCCCUCAACAGUUGGUUAAAACUUAAUCUCAUCCCCAUUGAGAGCAGCUUGAAGGAGAAGGUUUCUUCCCCGCCAAGAAUUCAACGGCCCCCUAUUCAGGGACUCCUCCUUGCAUGGCAUGAUAAUCUUGAGAAACUUCCAGACGAUGUUGCAAGAACUGCUAUACACAACUUUGCUGCUGCAAUCAAUACUAUUAUGAUUCACCAAGAGGAAGAAAUUAAAAUGAAGGAGAAGUGUGAUGACACCCGGAAAGAACUUUCCCGCAAGAUGAGACAGUUCCAAGAAUGGUACGAUAAAAAUAAGCACAAGACCAUUCCGGACGAAGGAGAUACAGAUAGGCCAGAAGGCCACACUCGAAGCGAUGUGCUUGCAGAAAAGCAGUUUGCUGUGGAGAUGGUGAAGAAGAGGUUAGAGGAUGAGGAGGAAACAUAUGAACGGCUAGGCCUUCAGGUGAGAGAGAAGUCGGUAGUAAGUCUUAAAACUCGCUUGCCAGAACUCUUUAGGGCGUUGUCGGAGUUCGCCUAUUCUUGUUCAGAAAUGUACAGAGGCUUGAGGUCCUGAUCAUCCCAUAAUCCAAGUGAGAGCUCAGCAAGAGAAUAGGUUUGUUUAAAUGGAUUUUUCCUGCUUUUAAGUAUAUUUGUAUCUAUUACCAACUUAUAAGUUUGUGCAAUUUUCUUAUGGGACAAAGCCCUCAAAAUCAUAUACAUAAAGUUGUUUCAAUA
Messenger RNA from Pyrus x bretschneideri (Chinese white pear), 2557 nucleotides. RefSeq names its product protein ROLLING AND ERECT LEAF 2. The transcript has 4 exons. The record is from RefSeq and is a predicted model, not a curated record. Lineage: Eukaryota; Viridiplantae; Streptophyta; Magnoliopsida; Rosales; Rosaceae. Bases 228 to 2396 code for a protein of 722 amino acids.